Messenger RNA from Phodopus roborovskii (desert hamster), 2739 nucleotides. RefSeq names its product Scm polycomb group protein like 4 (gene Scml4). Gene Ontology annotation, molecular function: protein binding. Bases 373 to 1602 code for a protein of 409 amino acids. NCBI's taxonomy places the organism in Eukaryota, Metazoa, Chordata, Mammalia, Rodentia, Cricetidae. The record is from RefSeq and is a predicted model, not a curated record. The transcript is spliced from 8 exons.
UUAGAAGCCAGUGGUUGGCUGGUUUUCCGGACAUGAUGUGGUUGGAGCUGUCAUCGUAAUGGAAAUUCACUGCCGUAGCUAUGGUAAAUCGAGUGUUCUGCCUGUGCUGAAUGCAUUAGUCUAAUGAGAUGUUUGCAGCGGCGAGCAGGGCUGUUGGAGACUAGCUGUGAGCAGUAGCACACGGCUGGAAGGUAGCGUGUGCAAUCCUCGGGUGCACGUGCAGGAUAUUACCUGUCUUCCAAGUCAACACUCCCGACCCGAUCAACACCCUGAUCAGGGCUCUGUGAUUGAUCAAGCUGUAGGACUAAUUCCCAGGACCUCUCCUGCCCUUGCUGUUUGCCUCCUCAUUCAGUAAGACUGGCACCAGCAGAGAUGCAGACACAGAAGGUCCCAGGGAGGAAGCGUGGCCGGCCUCCACUUCACUCCACACUGGUGCAGAUGGCAACCCAUAACCUUUACUCUGCUCCCGCUGGCUCUGUACCAGCCGUGACAAUCCCAAAGAAGAGGGGACGCAAACCCAGGUACAAGAUCAAAUCUCCAGUGCUCAUGACUCCCUUGGCCCUGUCACCUCCACGGAGUACCCCAGAACCUGACCUCAGCUCCAUCCCUCAGGAUGCAGCCACUGUCCCCAGCUUGGUGGUCCCACAGGCUCUCACAGUGUGCCUCUACAUUAACAAGCAGGCCGAUGCAGGCCCAUACCUGGAGAGGAGGAAGCUGCAGCAGCUUCCUGAGCGCCUGGGGCCUGAGCGGCCCGCAGCUGUCCUGCAGCAGGCAGUGCAAGCAUGCAUCGACUGUGCACACCAGCCAAGGCUGGUCUUCUCCCUCGUCAAGCAGGGUUACCGUGGAGAGCUGGUGUCAGUCUCUGCUUCCUUUGACGGAAAACAGCACCUGAGGAGUCUGCCCGUGGUGAACAGCGUGGGCUAUGUCCUCCGCUUCCUGACCAAACUGUGCCGCAGCCUCCUGUGUGACAACCUCUUCAGCCACCUGCCCUACCCGGGCAGCCUCAGUACCACAGAGCAGACCCAGGAGAGAGAGGAUGGGAGGAUGGAGUCAGCUCAGGCAGCCACUGCCGAAGAGUGCCUGGCAAACCCCGUGGGCAUGAACCGCUACAGCAUGGACUCGGCCUUUAGCCACAGGGGCUCCUUGACGCACCCCUCCUCGCUGUACUACAAGAGGCUGAACUCUGGAGACAGCCACGCUGCGGGAGGUCCCACCGCCGCCAUCAGUGGGUCCCGUACCAACCCUGUGCCCUCGGGAGGUCCAUCCACAGCUGGACUGAGGUUCCCAGCCUCCAGCCCCAAGAGGAACGAUGUGGAAGGAAACAGAUGUGCCUCCAGCCCCUCUCCAGAGGUACAAGACACCCGGCGACCAAGCAGCAGAAACCCUUCCACCUGGACUGUAGAGGACGUGGUCCGGUUUGUGAAAGACGCUGACCCUCAGGCUCUGGGGCCUCAUGUGGAACUCUUCAGAAAGCAUGAGAUCGACGGCAAUGCCUUGUUGUUGCUGAGGAGUGACAUGAUCAUGAAAUACCUGGGACUAAAGUUGGGACCGGCACUGAAACUCUGCUACCACAUUGACAAGCUGAAGCAAGCUAAGUUCUGAACUUCCUGGAGUUGGAGGCAAACCCCAGACCUCGAGAGCACCCUCCACCUGACCAGCACCCAGCCAACAUCCCCAGUGGAUUGUCUCCUUAAAACUAACAGCCACAAGACUGCCUUUCUAUCAAACGCGUGCAUCUUUGCCUUUUCUAACAUUCCAAACGGCCCCUCUCAAAGGCUCAGCUGUGUCAUCGAUUUGUCAGAAAAAGCAGGAAAAGCCAAUUACAUUUAAUGUUCCUGACAUGCUGGCCACUCUUUAUGGGUGCUAUUGUGUCAUGACGGAGUAGAUAACUGAAUGUUGUCACCCAAGGAGUGCCCUGGAGGGGGGGGGGUGGCUCUCAGAGUAAUGAGAAGGACCUUGUCCUUGGAGGUGGUGUGAGGCUGCCCCCUGAGAGGCAGCCUCUCACUGUCCUGGGGACCGAUCGGCAUGAAGCCACUGGAGUUAGCUCUGGGCUGACAGGACUCCCAAGGAUGUCUUGCCUCACCUUGCACUAUCUGAAGCUUGAAGUUUGUUGCUGGCUCAAAGAGAAGCGAGAUGUUUUAGUCUUAGCUGCGAAGUCCUUCACUUGCCCACCAGGGGGCAGACGACCAACGAGGUUUCAGGGUGCAGACUGCAGCGGCUGCUCAUGCAGAACUCAGUGGCUGGGUUAGGGCUUCCAUAGCAAGGUCUGACUUGCACAGGGACAGGGGACUGAUUCCAUAGUCAGUACCCCAGACUGACACUUGAGAAGAAAUUGUGAUCUGAAGGGUUCCUAGUUCAUGUGCACUGACGAGUUAAGAAUUUGGAAGCAACUGUCUCCCUAAACGAAGAUUCCCUCCCCUCCCAGACUCUUGCUGCAGGCUGAGAGGCUGCAAAUCUUGGUGACCUUUAGCUAUGGGUAUUUCUUGAAGAAAAAGAAGGGAAAGGAAACUGUUUCAAUGUGGUGUGAAACGGGAGAGUGCUGAUUUCAAGUUAUGUGGCAGAAUUCUGGAACUGUGUCUGUGGCUAACUUUUCUAGUCUUCAGCAAAUACACACAUGCAUCUUUAUCGGGUUUAAUUCGAUUUGCAAAUAGGUUUUCACUCUCCACUGUGAUGUAAUAAGAAAAAAUUGAUUUUCUACCCUUUGCAGCUGUGUCCAGAGAGGGAUGGAGCCACGGCUUA